This is a messenger RNA of Rotaria sp. Silwood2, 621 nucleotides long. The record is from the annotation of a GenBank genome assembly. Lineage: Eukaryota; Metazoa; Rotifera; Eurotatoria; Philodinida; Philodinidae.
AUGCAUAUGUUACACCAACAUCCAAAAAAGCAAUUAAUUUGCUUAUUUUUCAUUCUUGUCACACAAACAGUAUGCGGUCCUAUUAAAGAAUCUGUCUUAAGUAUACGAUGUAGUAUUCUACGUGAAAAUUGUACUCUCAUUCCAAAUAAUUCAUUAUCUAAUUCAUUUUCAUCUUCUUCAUAUUCUCAAAAUCAAACACCACAAAUAAACCGUCAACGUGUAACCCCAUCGCUAACUAUAUCAGCAUUUCGUCAAGAUUCAACAUCAAAAAGUAGACCAGUAGGUGAUUUAGAUUCAUUUAGUGAUAAUUUAAAACGUGCUGCUUUAAUAUUGGCUGGUAUUGCACUUGGUCUUGGUAUUCUUCGUAUAUGUUUAAUGUUGUGUAAAUCUCGUUCUCCGAAUAGAUCAUUUUCUAAUCGUCAUUCAGCUACUGUUCGACCUCAAAUAUCUACUAUUGAACGUCAUCAAUUUAAACCAGAUUUGCCACCAGCAUAUGCUGAAGCAGUAACUAAUAUAGAGAAUGCUGGUGGUAAAUUACCAUCGUAUGAAGAAUUGCCUUAUGAACAACGACAAGAACAACAAGUGAAUAAUAGUGAUGGAAUUAUUUCAACACCAAUGUAA